Messenger RNA from Carica papaya (papaya), 3709 nucleotides. RefSeq names its product putative boron transporter 2. Gene Ontology annotation, biological process: monoatomic ion homeostasis; transmembrane transport; monoatomic anion transport. NCBI's taxonomy places the organism in Eukaryota, Viridiplantae, Streptophyta, Magnoliopsida, Brassicales, Caricaceae. The record is from RefSeq and is a predicted model, not a curated record. Gene Ontology annotation, cellular component: plasma membrane. Gene Ontology annotation, molecular function: solute:inorganic anion antiporter activity.
GCAGACACUACAACAGCCAAUUGCCAAAAAGAAGUGAUAUAUGCUUAGUCACCAUACACUAUCUCUCAUUCACGCUAUAAUCCUUCCAUUUCACAAUUUUGUUGCCAAAAUCUCUCAGAUUCUCUUGCUCUGCUGCUUCAUUAUCUUGCAACUCUACAAGCUCUUCUGGGUACAUCUGUAUCUUCGUCAGCUCUUCUCUGUCUCUCUUCUCAAUUUCUGUUCUAUAUACUCUUUUCUCCCCGCACUUCAUGUAGCUGCAAUUCCUGCUCCAGACUCUUCUGUGCUAAGCUUUCCAAGUUUUUGUGCUGUAUCUCGGAACGUUUCAUCUUCUAAUAAUGUAACAUUGAUCUUAGUGUUUCUGUCGCUUCUCUUCUUUCUUUGAUUGAUGCCCAUUUGCUCAAAAGUAUCAUAAACCAAUUCGUAUUACUGUUUGAAUCAUGGGUUCUCGCUAAUCUUUGUCGUUGUCUGUCUGGGUUUCUUCUUUUUGAAUUUGAAGGGCCUUCUUUUUCUGGUUUGUUAAUGCCCAUUUGCUUGAAAUUGUCUUAAGCCGUCUAAAAAUGCAGUUUGUGAUGAUGGGUUUUCGUUAAAUUUUGUCUCUUUUCCUGUCAAUCAAGGCCUUCCUGAGUUAAAGUUUGACUCGAGAGUUUUUAUCAAUCUUAGCAUGUGAACUAAUACCAUGUAAAUCAUCAGUCUGCUCAACUUUUUUGGUUAUUGCUGUACUUUUGGCGGGAUUAAUUGAUGAACAAGAUUUUUUUUUUUUUUGACAAUGAAGUAAAAAGAAAAGUUUAAUGGAUCUAACUUCUGUUGAAGUCAAUCCUUAGUGGAGAUCUGACCAUAUGGAGAGCAUCUGCUCUUUUCGUUAAUCUGGAUUUUGUGUUAUGGAUUCUGUUCGUUAGGAUUCUUGACUUUCACUCGCCUAUGGAAUUGAAGUAGUUUGGUUCAGUAACUAAUUGAUUCUUUUUGUUCUUAAAGCAUAUAUACCUCGAUCAUUCUUUAUAAACUCCUCCAAAUGUAAAACUCUUCUAUUUUUUUUUUCUUUUUUUGUAGACCUCACUAAAAAGUUAGGUUAUACAUCAGAAAACCAUGAAUUUACAUAUUUUUUUUCUCUUUUGUACUCCUGAAAAGAUCAAAAUUUCAUUCUCCAUCUGCCAAAAGUUCUCAUACUUACCUCUGCUCAUGCAGUUUUAGCUUUGAUAUUGGCCUCUCGAGUCCCUUGAAUCUUUGUCAUUAUUGUAUUGUGUUUUUUGCAUCUGAUACUUAUUUAGCAUUUUGUCAAUCCAAAAUAUUAAAAGGGAAAAAAAAAAAAAGAAAAAAAGAAAACAGAGAAGGCAUCAAUCACUACCUAUUUGCAUAAGAUUUGUAUCAUGGAAGAGACAUUUGUUCCCUUCCGUGGAAUAAAGAAUGAUAUCAAAGGAAGGCUUUUAUGUUACAAGCAAGACUGGACUGGCGGUCUUCGUGCGGGUAUCAGGAUUCUGGCUCCAACAACAUAUAUAUUCUUUGCCUCAGCAAUUCCAGUUAUAUCUUUUGGGGAGCAGCUUGAGAGAAAUACAGAUGGUUCCUUGACUGCAGUACAAACACUUGCAUCAACAGCGUUGUGUGGUAUUAUCCACUCAGUUGUUGGAGGCCAGCCCUUGCUUAUAUUGGGGGUGGCAGAGCCAACAGUGUUGAUGUAUACGUUCAUGUUUAACUUUGCCAAGGACAGGAAAGAUUUGGGGCAAAAACUGUUCUUAGCCUGGACAGGAUGGGUUUGUGUGUGGACAGCACUUCUACUUUUCUUGCUUGCUAUUCUUGGAGCAUGCUCCAUAAUCAAUCGAUUUACACGUCUUGCUGGUGAAUUGUUUGGUCUCUUAAUUGCAAUGCUUUUCAUGCAGCAAGCAAUUCGUGGAGUUGUGGAGGAGUUUGGCAUACCUCGGAGAGAAAAUCCUAAUCAAACUGCACUACAACCUUCUUGGCGAUUUGGUAAUGGAAUGUUUGCAUUGGUUCUAUCCUUUGGCCUUCUUCUUACUGCACUAAGAAGCCGUAAAGCUAGAUCCUGGCGCUAUGGAACAGGUUGGCUAAGAGGAUUUGUAGCAGAUUAUGGAGUGCCACUGAUGGUGCUUGUAUGGACUGCUGUUUCUUACAUCCCAGUUAAUGAUGUCCCAAGAGGCAUUCCAAGGCGGCUGUUUAGUCCAAACCCAUGGUCUCCUGGUGCAUACUCAAAUUGGACAGUUUUCAAGGAAAUGUUGAACGUGCCUCCUUUAUAUAUAGUUGGAGCAUUUAUUCCAGCAACUAUGAUUGCUGUGCUUUACUACUUUGAUCACAGUGUUGCCUCUCAAUUAGCCCAACAAAAGGAGUUCAAUCUGAAGAAACCAGCUUCAUAUCACUAUGAUCUUCUUCUUUUGGGUUUUCUGGUUAUACUAUGUGGGCUUAUUGGUAUCCCCCCAUCUAAUGGUGUUAUUCCACAGUCUCCAAUGCAUACAAAAAGCUUAGCUACUCUGAAACAUCAGCUUAUGAGGAAUAAGCUUGUAUCAGCCGCCCGCAAAAGCAUGCGCAAAAAUGCAAACCUGAGUCAGUUAUACCGAAGCAUGCAAGAAGCGUACAAUGAAAUGCAGACUCCCCUUGUCUAUCAAAUUCCACCUGCUCUGGGACUGAAAGAACUCAAAGAAUCCACAAUCCGCCUGGCCUCAAGUACUGGCUGUAUAGAUGCCCCCGUUGAUGAAACUGUCUUCGAUGUUGAUAAGGACAUUGAUGAUCUUUUACCUGUUGAGGUCAAGGAACAACGCCUCAGCAAUCUUCUUCAAGCAUUGAUGGUUGGUGGGUGUGUUGCUGCAAUGCCACUUCUGAAGAAGAUCCCAACAUCUGUUCUUUGGGGUUACUUUGCUUUCAUGGCCAUUGAAAGCUUGCCUGGAAACCAGUUUUGGGAGAGGAUACUAUUACUUUUUACUGCUCCAAGUCGAAGAUACAAGGUGUUGGAGAAUUAUCACGCCGCCUUCAUUGAGGCUGUACCAUUCAAAACAGUAUCAUUUUUUACCUUGUUCCAGACAACCUACUUGCUUCUGUGCUUUGGCAUAACAUGGAUCCCAAUAGCUGGUGUCCUUUUCCCAUUGUUAAUUAUGCUUCUUGUCCCAGUUCGGCAGUAUUUGCUGCCCAAGUUUUUCAAAGGUGCCCAUCUUCAAGAUUUGGAUGCUACUGAAUAUGAAGAAGCUCCUGCUAUUGCUUACAACUUGACAUUUGAAGAUGAGGAACCUCAGGCUGGAACUACUAACACUGAUUGUGGGGAAAUUCUGGAUGAUAUUAUCACAAGAAGUCGUGGUGAGAUCCGACACAUACAGAGCCCUAAAGUAACAAGUUCAGCUUCAUCUUCGUUGGAAGAUAUAAAACCUGUUUACAGCCCAAGACUGUCGCAGAGGGCAUACAGCCUGCAUAUUAGUGAACUUAGAGGGCAACACAGCCCCGGCUUAUCUGGAAAUGGACUAGAAUUAAAGCAAACUCCAAGUCCUGGGCCAUCAAACCUUGGACAGUAAAGUUGCUAUUCUGAUGAGUUCAACAAAGAUUGGUGCUCGAGAGGUCUUUACAAGCUCAUUUGUUAGUGUUUGUAGUUGUAUCUUUCUGUUUUUGCUCCUAACCAUAUGAUAUUUGUAUUUGUUGCCUUUUCUUGUAUCUUUCAAAUAGGCUGAGCAGAGGACACAUUAUGAUAAUGAAAAAGAUAUCUAUAUUUGACUGAAAAAAA